This is a messenger RNA of Ictidomys tridecemlineatus (thirteen-lined ground squirrel), 1203 nucleotides long. The record is from RefSeq and is a predicted model, not a curated record. NCBI's taxonomy places the organism in Eukaryota, Metazoa, Chordata, Mammalia, Rodentia, Sciuridae.
GCUCCCAGGAGUGAACCAACUCUCCCUCGGCCUUGAGGGGAGAGACCUGUGCCGCUCUCUAGGUCCAACCGUGAGAACCGCCUCUGCUAGGCGAGAGGAACCGUUCUGAGAAAAGGGCUCCUCCCUUCUUGGUGCGCGCACCCGGCGCAUGCGCCCAUCCCAAUCUGCUAAUUGCGUCCCGAUGCUAGGCAACGAGGGCUCCCCUCCAGGGCCCGAGCAGGAGUCCUCCCGGCAGGCGCGCGCGGAACGGUCCCCAGGAUGGAAACGGAAUACCUGAAGAAGUGCUUUGGAAAUUCCUUGUCCCAGGCACUGGCAGAAGUGGCAAAGGUUCAGCCCAGUGACCCAAUAGAGUACCUGGCUCACUGGCUUUACCAUUACAGGAAAAUAGCUCUAGCAAAUGAAAAGAAUAUUCGAGAACAGAUCCAGCUGAAGGAGGAAUAUGAGAACAGCCUCAAGGAAAAGGAAAUGGCAGCAAUGAUGAAACAAGAAGAGCUUCAGAUUCAACAGAAGUGUAAAGAGUGUCGCAAGGUGUUGAGUUUUGUCUCGGAGGCAGUUAGAUCAUUGGUGAGUCAUUUGAUCCUAGCAGAUUUGAUGGUCUGCUUUGCUAUGGCAACUGUAUUUCAGUUUUGUACUUAGUCUUUGGCAUGAUGAUAGCAACAUUGUGUUCCUGCCAUUCUUGAGAGUGUUUCCAGAGUGUGGUUAGCCUCUACUAAUGUAUUAGUCUGCUUUUUGUCACUGGGACCAAAAUACCCAACUAAUUUAGGGGAGGAAAAGUUUAUUUUGGGCUCAUGGUUUCAGAAACCUCAUUCUAUGGUCUGCUCAGGUUAUAGUUGUGGGCAUGAGGUUAAGCAGAAUAUCCUGGGAGCAGGGUGUGAUAGGGAAAACUAACUGGACUUGUGGCAGCUAGAAAGCAGAGAGAGUGUGAAGAACCAGAGACAAAAUAUAGAAUCCCCGAGGCAUGUCCUCAGUAACCCACCUUCUCUAGCCAUGCCCCACCUGCAUACAGUUACCAUCCACCAAGCAGUCCAUUCAAAUGAUUAAUCCAUCAAAUGGAUUAAUGCACUGAUGGGGUCACAGCCCUCAUGAUCCAACCACCUCUUAAAAGAGACACCUCUGAACUUUGCCACAUUGGGGACCAUGCUUUAACAUGAGCUUUGCGGAGGACAUUCCUAAUUCAAGCCAUGACAACUAAUACCUUUUUUG